Molecule: messenger RNA, 2179 nt
Organism: Bactrocera tryoni
Lineage: Eukaryota; Metazoa; Arthropoda; Insecta; Diptera; Tephritidae
Exons: 2
Coding region: 215-1147 (310 amino acids)
Source: RefSeq, a predicted model, not a curated record
UCUUUUCGCCUUGCCUCUUCGUCUCCCCGCCUACGAAAACUGGUUUGGGCGGCAGUAAAGCUACCGACGAUUUUAAUAAUAUUAACCGGGAAUUGAAUAAACGGCCCUAAAUAAUACAAUUUAUAAUCAGCUGGUGAAGUUAUUAGUAUUAUGACUACGAAUUGUAUUUAAAUUUGAAGUUGAUGUACAAGACUUCACCAGUUAUAGAAAGAAAAUGGAUUCCUGGCUUAAACAAACCAUAUUAUCAGACAAUCAGGAUUUAUCAACCAUUUGCUUCAAAUUGCUCAGCUGGUUGGAUACCGAGUUUUGUGGCACAAUGACGUAUAAACAUCUUGAAACAAUCCUUACGAGUGCUGUGUUCGUUGAUAUCAUAUUCGAAAUGAUGGGAGAAGAACUAACUAAAGAUUUAAUGAAGAAAUAUGCGCACCACAGGCUAUUUUUAAAAGAUCAUUGUAAAAGACUAAGUGAAGUUGGGGUAACUUUACAAUCAGCUGCUAAAAUUUUAGCAACACCUGAUGGCUAUAAAUAUAUUUUUACCGUGGAAAACUUACUAAAGCAUUUGCUAACUGAUGUUAACUUGAUUUAUAAUAAUUCUAUGGGGUCAGCAAGAAAUAUAAGAAAUGAUAAUUCGAAGUACAAAAUGCAUUUAAUAGUUGAAAGAAUCUUCCAGUUGCCACCCAAGAAUAUUAAUAUUUCGGUGGAUAGGAUGUUGUCUCAUUGUGAUUUUUCUCUAAUUGGACAUAUUUUUUUGGAAAAUACAAAUAACCUACAUAUUAGCAAAUAUAAGAUUUUAGAAUAUAAAAUUUGCACAAAAAUUGCCAACGGAAAUAUAAGUCCAUCUUUUAUAAAAUCAAUGUAUGUAAUAGCUUCAAGUUCAUUAAAGGGUAACACUUUUUUUAAAUCGUGCCUUAGAAAUGAUGUUUUCGCCACUAGUUUGAUAAAAUUUUUCAUGCUAUUUUUUGAAAACAUUGAAAGAGAAGGAUAUAAUAUAGCAGUAAAUUCCAAGCAUAAUUUAUCUGAAAUAAUUUUUUUAGUGCAUUGUGCCCUAAGUUCAAACACGCCUUCUAUUUCUCAAUUGAAUAAUACAAUACGUACUAACGAAACCGUUGCAAAACUAAUAAAAAAAUCAUUUUUUGUUUAUUAUUAGUAUUAUAGUUUAGUGUAAAUAGUAUGUACGUAUAUGUAAACAAAUAUUUUAAUUUCCAAUAAAAGUAUACUAAAUAGUACGAGAAAAGGGAUGAAAAGGAAAAUAACUACAAAUGGAUAAGAUAUGGUUAUGUAUUUCCCUAUCAAUGGGGAAUUUUCUAAUCAUAUAUCAAAUAUAAUGAUUUUUGGUAGUCUAGUUAAUCUUAAAACAUACAUUUCGGACGCAAGUUCCACGACAUCUGGUUCUACGGUAACGGAAUUGUCCCGAAUUUUGUCCGGCCAAGGGCUAUUAUUUCGCCGAUCUAACCCUGUUUGAAUCGGUAAGAUUUAGGUUUUGUCAUUAAUGGAGUAACUCUUAGUAGUAUAGUUGCUGGUAUUAAAUCCAACCUGGGCCCUCCGUUAGGUGCAAUAUACAUAUGCAAUAGACGGGGCCAUUUUAUACCCCUAUUUCGGUUUUCAACUCCACUCGGUGGAAUUGAAGAUAGAGCAAUUCAACUUCAGAUCAACCCAACUAUUUUCAGUCGAAGUAUUGGUAUACAGUAUUACAGUUGGUAUUGCCAAGUUAAAAGAUGAAGAUUUGACAGCUAAUUAAACAGCUAAAAGCAAAACAAUUGAGUUUAAUUAUUUAUAGUGAAAAGGUGAAAAGAGGGAUAAUUAAAGAUAAAAAAAUAGACAUAAAUUUUGUUUUAUAUACGAUGAUGAAUGUUUUCAUCAAUACAAAGCACAUUCCUAACACCAAGUAAGCCAAAGUAUUAUUAAGAAAGCCAUCUAUAAAAAAUAUUUGUUAUAAAUUCACCAGUUAUUUUCUUUUAAAUAAGAGAGCAUUUUGUUUUCUUCUGAAUGAAAUGAAGGAACAUUUUCAAUUAAAAUUAUGCGCAAUUCUCCGUUUCUUGCUGACGGUAGCUAUCAAAAAUGUAGUGGGAAUGAUUAUUUAAAUGUUAACUCACGAACCAAAUUCCCAAAAACCUGUGAAAUGUAUGCACGCGACUUUUGAAUGUUUUGCUCAAAAACGUGGAUAGUGGCACCCUUUCAU